AUGGAAUGGAAGGGAAAUCAUGGAAACUUUGUCACCACCGAGCAGCCACCACCACUGUUGCUAAACUCCAUCGCCACUAAUCAAUUGGUAAAUCUAGGGAUUGCAAUGGAGAAUGCAAUUAAGCCCUUGAUCCAACUAAUUGAAAGCCAUGCAUGUUUGGUUGAUUCUCAUGCGGAAGAGGAGGGAAUGUCGUAUGGAGUUCUAGGCAAGAAUAAGACAGUAAUGAAUGAAAGGUUCAAUUUAAAUAUAAUUCUCCAGUUUUACCAAAGGAGUCGAGGUGUGGUUUACUUCUUAUUGUCUAACUAUGAUAUUUUGCGAUUCUAUGUAUAUUCAGAAGAAUACUUAGUGAUAUAUGCAACUUUUGUUAUUAAUUAUUUCAACUCGUAUGCAUCGAGGCUUAUCAAGCUUGACGGAAAAUUGAGAUAUUUUUCUAUAAGUGGAGAUCAUUUGUAG
This is a messenger RNA of Lactuca saligna, 453 nucleotides long. Lineage: Eukaryota; Viridiplantae; Streptophyta; Magnoliopsida; Asterales; Asteraceae. The record is from the annotation of a GenBank genome assembly.